Jaminaea rosea is the source of this 5320-nucleotide messenger RNA. RefSeq lists its product as hypothetical. The transcript has a single exon. Gene Ontology annotation, molecular function: phosphatidylinositol binding; protein binding. Lineage: Eukaryota; Fungi; Basidiomycota; Exobasidiomycetes; Microstromatales. The coding region runs from base 466 to 5226 and encodes 1586 amino acids. The record is from RefSeq and is a predicted model, not a curated record.
AGCAGACGCUAGCUCUGACGCUCUGCUGCGUCGAAGCUGUUGCGGCAUUGCGUCGCAUUUGCUGCGUCGUUCGCUGCGUCUCGUCGAUAUUGAGCGCCAUUGCAUGCCUCGUCUCAAAGUUCGUCUUGGUCUUGGUCGGUCGGUUCAGGUCCGCGUCGUCGGCCCUCCUUGAUCUCGAUUCUCGCUCGUGAGUCGACUGACUCGCCUGGAGCCCCCGCGGCGUCUUUGUCUGCGUCUGUGCGAGAAGGGCGAGGCAAUCCAGGCAAGGCAUGCGGGGAGGAAAAGAGCGAAGGCUGAUUGCAGCAGCCAACGACAUUGAGAGUCAGAUGGGAGGGCGAGGGAGAGGAGGGACCCUUGGACGAGCUUCACGGCAACGGGCACCGCCUUCUUCCUUCUCACCAUCCCAUUCCCGUGAUCCAUCGCCACCAUCCAAUCUUAGCCUCUCAGGAGAUUCAUCGACGCGAGAUGUCGCGCAAAUACAAAGGCAAGCUGCGCCUCGUAGACCCGGCCGAUCAGGACGACAUCAGCGAGAUUGAUAUGAGCGACGAGAGCAGCAGCGAUGAAGGACAGCCUGCCUCAGAGACUGCACCAGCCGCUACAUCGACAAGGCGGCGUCGAGGAUCAGACGCAGCUCAGAAGCAGACGCAGCCCAGCAAGAAAACAGCAGCAGCUCCCCCUCCUCCACCAAGCAAUGGCGCACGUCGUCCAGAUGCCGCGCAGCCUCGACGGGCAUCGAAAUCGGGCGGCCUGCUGGGCAGAUUAAGGAACAUGCGAAGGAGGGAGGAUAUGGGAAAGAAGACGCCACCGAAGCUGUCAAUCAACACUGCUACCGCGACAGCUGGUGCGAAGAAUGAUUCGCCAGCAUCUGGCAGGGGCAGCCCUUCCAUCGUCCCAGUCGGCAGGGCCAGUCUUGCAGGCCCACGCGAGACGUUGGGCAUCGAUGCCUUCAGCAAACCGCAUCGUUCCAGCACAGCGAACUCCCUCAUGACCAGCGAACUGCUCGGUUCUAGCUCAUCCUCCCCAUCCGCAGCUUCACCCGACGUCGUCCUCAAAGACUACGGUGUCGAGCGACAGCCUGACGUCAUGCAGGCCAACCUCAAGCGAGAGAGCACGGCAAGAUACUCCAUCGCGCACAGCGUUGAAGCUUCACUUGUCGACAGCUGGAGCAUUGCUGAGCGACAUGUGGAUGGGAGCGAUGACGAUGAUGAGUCGAUGGUCAGUCGAGCAGCGGGCGAGAAUGAUUGGAUGAGGACGGGCGAGGCACCAAUGGUGGACGAUUACAGUGAGGUCGGCGCGCCCGUGCAGAGAGCUUCCAACGCACCUAGCGAUAUCACUGAGGAGGACGACGACGACGAAGAGGACGACGAUGAUGAUGAUGCGAGCACAGAGUCUGAAGGACCAGGGCGAAGGACGCCCACCCGCGGUGCAGCCGCAGCGGCCGUAGCUGUCCCAGCCGUCGCUGCUGUUAAGCCUCCCAUCUCUCGCACAGUGACAGGUCGUAGCACCACCACCGCCGACUUCUACGAUGCAGAGUCUGAGCGUGGCAGCACAGCGGGAAGCACGGCAUCUCGUGCAGCCGCUCGUCGCUCGGAUGUCGAUCGCCUCCUCCUUCAACUUGGCGAUACCGGUGCGGCCGGAGCCGGUGGUUCCACUGCGGCGAGCACGGUCAGCAGUAGCCAUCGUUCCGAGCCUUCGAGCUCGGCGAGCUCGUACGUGCCCGACUUGUCCGUCGCCUACGGCACGGAGUACGACGAGUCCGAAUCCGCCAUCGUGCCCGAUGACUCGGUCUCCGUCAGAGCCAUGCAGAGAGUCACGCACGAAGACAUAGGAGAGGACGAGGGCACUCGAACGCCCACUGGCAAGACCGCGAAGCAGUCCACGGACCCUGAAAAGCUGGCUGUCAUGCUUGCUGAUAUGGAGCCGGCCUUCCAGUCGAGCUCGGAGGAUGAGGAUGAGUUAGAGGAGGAAGACGAAGAGGACGAAGAUGACGAGGACGAGGAGGAUCAGGACGAGGACGAGCAGACAGAGGGACCGGUCAUGAUCACCACUCGUACGCCCGCAGCCUCAACUCGCUCCGUCGCAAGAUCAGCGAAAGAAGCCCGGCGACGACGUAGAGUAAAGCGAAAGAAGGUCGAGAAGGGCGCCAACCGCUGGCUGGCAGACAGCGCUCUUACGCCGGAGCAGAUGCACUACUUCAUCAAGGCUAUGGUUGGCCGUGAGCUCGAGUGGGAGAUGUCUCGCGCAUUCGCCUUCGAUCCCUCGGAACGGCCGCCUUUGCUCGACUCAGCAACGUCACCUUCUUCGCCCGUGGCGUCGUCGAGUCGUCCUGCGCGAGAGUAUGACAUCUUCAAGAAGAGCAAAGCCGACACUGCAACGCUCCCUAAAUUCCCGCUACUGCGCUUCCUCUACGACUCCGCGUUCUGCAUGCUGCCCAUCUUCGGACACGGCACUACCACGUAUGCAAAGCGACAGAAGCGAGCAGAAGCCUACUGGGCACGCGGUGUCGCCCCCCUGCUUCGUAUCCUGCAGAAUCGGUCCUUCAGCCACAGGGUAGAUCGCUGCGGUGAGGGAGAUGGAAGUGCAUUCAGCUCAGAAGCUACCUCCGACGUGCUCAAGGGCGCGUUCGCUCGCGCCGCUGUGCGAUUCAUCACUGCGACGAUCAACGUAGGCGGCAAGCGAGACAUCAAAGCCGGCUGGCCCUGGCCCUCUGCCAAGCUCAUGAAGCUUCCCGCUUUCCUUCCCUACCGUAUGCCCUUGGCACAGCAGACUCGCGGCGCAUUUGAGGUGGACGUAGUGGUGAUGCGGCCGCUGGGCAAGGAGCCGUCCUACAUCUUGCGACUGCGAAGGCAAUUUGGCCAUCCGUCGAUCUUCGUCAUCAGGUCUGAGGCACAGUUCCAGGAAUACGCAGCAGCGCUCAACGAGGCUUUGCCGCGGGCUUGCAUUAAGCGGCCACCUCCUGUCGAGAUGGCAAUGGUGUUCGGUUCCUCAGCGGACGCUGCGGCGCCCGCUUCGCCGAAGGUACGCUCUCCCUCCGAGAUGGGAUCAAGCACGGCCGUGGGCAGCACUCGCUCGAGACCGCCGCUGCGUUCCAAGCUCAGCAGUGACUCAAAGAACGGCCUGACAGGCUCGCAAAGCAAGGCAUCGAAUAGUCCCGCCGAGCCAGAAAAGCAUCAGCAGCAUCGCGGUCUUGCUGGUCUAUUUGGCAGCUUCGGAAAGAGCAGUGGGACAUCAGUAGCCGCAGCCAGCAGCAAGGGAGAGAAGGAAGCUGCUGCAGCUCAAAGGCCGACAGCUGGCGCUGAUCGAACUCUGCUUGAGCUGAGGGAGAACAAGCGUCGCUCUGUCCUUGGCAGUCGUUCGAGCCUUCCGCUCUCGCCGAGCUCGCCGACCGUCGACGAUGACGGCAGCAACGUCAGCAGCACGCGCUCAUCAACCUUGGGUCCCUCAGCAGCGGGCGUGGGCUCAAAGAAGGGGGGCACAGCGGCGGCAGCGGCAGCGCCGUCGUCGUCGAUCGCCUCAUCCAGUAGCACAGGCGGAGCGGGAGGCCUCCUUCUCAACAUGGGCAAAGGUGUGCCGAAGAAAGCCAAGCCAGCAUCGCUCCCACCCAUCGACUACAACCUCCGUCGUCUCCAGCUCCGCGAUUGGCUGCGCGACACCCUCUCCGCCCGUGGUGCGGGUCAUCAUCACGAGACCCGCGAGUUCCUGACUGCUGGCUUCUUUACGGACAAGGACCUCAAGUCCUCCACCAAGGCCAAGAUUGCCGCCAACGAAGAAGCUGACCGCGUUAGCACCAAACAGCGCGAGGAGGUCGCCCUCUCCGCUGGUGAGGAAGUGUUGGAGCUACGCGACCAAAUUGAGUCGAUGUGGGAGGAAUGCAAGCAUGGUCAAGGCUUCCUGCAGGCACGCGCCGUCUUCGAAAAGGCUUCUUCCUUCUCUGAGCUACCGGAGGACUAUCAACGGCUCGUCUCCUUCCUACACCUGAAGGUUGCACGCUUCCUCCUCGGUACUUUCGUCACGGGCGAUGAAUCACUUUCCAACCUGCGACGGGCUCGCUCAGCCUUUGCUGCCAUUCCAUGGAAGCUGCUCAGCCUCGUUCUCUCCGAGCCUACAGGGGUGAUGGUGGCCGAUCUGCGGAGAGCAUUGACUGCGCCCAAGUUCGUCUCGGGGAUGAUCUCUAUCCUCUUUGAUGACGAUUCUCGGAAGGUCGGCCAGGAUCUUGAAGAGCUCAAGCGUCGCCUCCCCUCGGACUACCUUCGCAAAAUCCGUCGCUUUGUUGAAGCCACCUCCGACCACACGAAGCGACUCAUUCGUGAUCAGGCGAAGCGCAACGGCAUUCCACUCGUGUCAGCCAUCGAGCGUGGAUCUGACGAGCCUCUCUUGGAGGGCAAGGAGCUCGCCCGCAUCAUACAAGCCACGCGCGGCUAUGUCACCUUCAUGGAGACGCAGCCCAACUUCAUCGACGUUGAAGUCGAGGCGAGGAUCAACAAGGACGUGGCGCUCAUCAUCGACCUGCAAGCAGCGCUGCGCCUCUAUUCUGCGCGACGAGACGGCCAGAACCUGCGCGAGCUUACACGGUCAGAGACCUUCCGCUCUGCGCUGGGUCACGUCGUGCAGCCUAUCCUCGACCAUCUGGCCAGACAGCAUCACCGCAAACGAGGCUCAAAGCUCAAGGGAGCCCUGAGGCUCAUCGAGGUCCGUGGAUUCGCCUUGCUCGAGUUGCUGGAGGCGCUCAGGACUCGAGUGCAAGACCCGGCAAAGAGUAUAGAUGCUCUGACGACCUUCCUAGACUCGCACGCACACGACACCGUUGGGCUCCUCUCGCAUGUGGCGAGCCCGCUGUUCACUUGGUUACACAAUGUAGCUCGAACAGUGGCGGAAGGCUCGGACGAUCUGGCUCGCGAAUGGCCACUCCCCGUCAAGAAGGAUGGUGCGGCCGCUAAUCCUCUCAGCGACGAUGAAGCGCUUGAUAAUGUACGUCGUCUGACUGAACGCGCUUGGUUGGCAAGGCUUAGGGACAUGGAGCUGGCAUCGCGCUGGAUUGCGGGCGAUGUCGAGGCGGAUCUGAGUGUGCAGGUGCUGGGGAGUGGUGGGGGAGGGGAGAAGACGAGGACGCUACCUAUUCUGCCUGAGGAGCCUAAGAGGCCUGAGCUGGAUAGGAAGACGUUUGACGGCGUGCUGCCGGGCUUUAGAAAAGCGCUGGGGAGGGUUUUGGAGAGUAGAAUCGAUUGAGGGCAGGAGGCCGGGGUAGGCUGAUCGCAUUGUCACGAUGACACACGGAUUCGUUGUUGCUUUGGAUUGCUCACCGAAUAAUGAUGUCUAUUGC